Messenger RNA from Parascedosporium putredinis, 651 nucleotides. NCBI's taxonomy places the organism in Eukaryota, Fungi, Ascomycota, Sordariomycetes, Microascales, Microascaceae. The record is from the annotation of a GenBank genome assembly.
AUGGCUACUCAGGAGACCCCUACGUUUAAACUCGUGCUUGUCGGCGAUGGCGGCACCGGAAAGACCACCUUCGUCAAGCGCCACUUGACUGGUGAAUUCGAGAAGAAGUACAUGGCCACCCUUGGUGUCGAAGUCCACCCUCUUGGCUUUACUACCAACUUCGGCCCCAUCCAGUUCGAUGUCUGGGAUACCGCCGGUCAGGAGAAGUUCGGCGGUCUCCGCGAUGGUUACUAUAUCAACGGCCAGUGCGGUAUCAUCAUGUUUGAUGUUACUUCCCGAAUCACCUACAAGAACGUACCCAACUGGCACCGCGAUCUCGUCCGUGUGUGCGAGAACGUGCCCAUUGUUCUUUGCGGCAACAAGGUCGAUGUGAAGGAGCGCAAGGUCAAGGCCAAGACCAUCACUUUCCACCGCAAGAAGAACCUUCAGUACUAUGAUAUCUCUGCCAAGUCCAACUACAACUUCGAGAAGCCCUUCCUUUGGCUCGCUCGCAAGCUCGUCGGCAACCCUGGCCUCGAAUUUGUCGCCGCCCCCGCCCUUGCCCCUCCUACUGCCCAGGUCGACCUCGAGGUCCUCGCGCAGUACGAGAAGGAGAUGGCUGCUGCCCAAGACGUAGCCCUUCCCGAUGAGGGCUCGGAUGACGACUUGUAA